UAGUUCUUGCAAUCACUUUGUUGCCUUUUUAUCCCUUUUGAUUAUUUGAUUUCUUCAUCUGUUCUGAUGGAUGCUGGGGCCUUAGGGGUUCGGUAGUCUGUUUUCAUUGCUUUGGCACGUCUGAUUUUUAUGACGAUUUGUAUAGUUAGGUUUUGUAAUCCGUUUUUGGAUAGCAUCGAUCUUCUUCCAUUGUAAUUAGGGUUUUUGGCUGGUUCUCGAUUGUUAACUUCCUUAUUGGCCCCUUGUGAUAAUUUGAUUCCUUAUCUGUUCUCAUGUUGGGGCCUUGUAGGUUUGGUAUAAUUGGGGUUUCUUACUUUGUGUUUAUUGCUUUUGAGAUUAUAUAUUGCUUGAAACCUUGGAAGUUAAUAAAAUUGAGUUUUGUGUUUAAUCAGAUGGAUCUCUCUUGUGUCUACGAAGGCGUACCAGACUGUGGGCUUAGUAAUGGAAACCGUCGGCUUACCGAUGAAGAGUGGGACAAAUAUCAAAAAGUCACCGAGGAUUCCGAGGGAUUUGACACUGUGAGAUUUCCUAUAGAAGUGGUUGAGUGCGGUUUAAUCAUGCCAGUUGUAGUAUGCGAGAAAGAUUUUGCAAGAGAAUAUGAGAUGUACAAGAAGUGUUCACAGGCAGCGCUUGACGUAUACAACCAGCGGGAGGAUACACAAUUCCAAUUUGGGAAGGUUCUUAAGACAAAUGCCCUAUUUUGUCGAUCGUGCACUUUCUACCUCACCUUCCAGGCUAGAGAUACAAUUACUCAUGUUUGUGAGAACUUCCAAGCAAAAGUGCGCAUUUUCAUGCAAGAUACACCAGAUGUGGAACUUGUCAGGCUCGAAGGUUAUGCGUGAUCUUCCAGUAAAGCAUCUAACUUUGUUGUUUAGUAAAACCAUGUGAUGGGAUAUUGAAUCGCUUGCACAGGAGUACCUGACUGACCCAGUGCGAGUACAGGUGAGAAAGGCGAGCAGGUCAACAGCAAAAGAAGCCCAAUUUUUCCGCGUGGCUCUUGAGGAUGAGAAGGUGUGCCUAGGCAGUUGACUCUUGAGCAGAAAAUAGUUCCUUGCUGAAAAUUCUGAAUCUUAGUUUCAUCAUUCAAGUUGUUACUGGAAAUGUUGAAAACUGUCUAUACUUCUAUUGGUUUAGAAUCGGUGCCUGGUUCUUUUGAGUUUUGUGUUUCCAUUGAUCCUCGUUAUUGGUAUUUAUAUUCUGUGUGAAGGGGAGAAGGUGUUGUGCAUUUUUCUUGUUCCUCUGUAGGGUUUCACGUGUUUAUGUCUGAGAGGUGUAUCUCUUGCUAUGUUACAUGGAUCUUUCAUUUUGGCUCAA
Rhododendron vialii is the source of this 1314-nucleotide messenger RNA. RefSeq lists its product as uncharacterized. Bases 273 to 842 code for a protein of 189 amino acids. The record is from RefSeq and is a predicted model, not a curated record. NCBI's taxonomy places the organism in Eukaryota, Viridiplantae, Streptophyta, Magnoliopsida, Ericales, Ericaceae. The transcript has 5 exons.